Messenger RNA from Miscanthus lutarioriparius, 1194 nucleotides. The record is from the annotation of a GenBank genome assembly. NCBI's taxonomy places the organism in Eukaryota, Viridiplantae, Streptophyta, Magnoliopsida, Poales, Poaceae.
AUGGCCGCCCUUGCCGCUGCCGUUCGCCCCUUCGCCGGCGGCGCCCCUCGUCGCGCCGCGCCUGCCCCUUCUGACGCUAGUGUGCGCGCGUCUGGGAAGAAGCCGCGGCACGUCGUUGCUCCCGCACGAGACACGUCGGUUUGCCACGCCGGGGUCGACGAGUUGUACGUGCCCAGCCAGAAGCGCAAGAUGACCUGCAACCGCAACAACGUCGAGGAUGUAAAUUUCGGUAAAAUUGCCGCCGACACGAAGGUCUUAACCGUCGGCGGAGAGAUGUCAGCUCGGGAGCUCCUACAGAAGCGCCUGGCGUGCGAGCUCGAUGUCUUGAGCGGUCUCCUAAAGAAAGCAGAGCUUAUAUCCCGGCGUGGGGCAUGCAAGGGCGGCGCAACAACUGCCGGCAAGAAGGAGCGGUUCUUGGCCUCCAAACAGCGACCUGAGCCGUUGGUGGAUGGUGGAGGCAAUGCGCCUUUGGUGAAGAGGAGGAAGAUUUCAACUCUGGUGGAGCAGAAGCAGAUACGGGCGCCGCGGAUGUCGCAAGAAGAGAGGAAUCAGCUUGCUGGUCGCCUGUCCUCGCUGUCUGAGGAACUGCCAGGGCACAUCUUUGAGUUCCUGCUGAAGCACUUCGGCGAUGCCGAUACCCGUGGUGAGAUCGAGAUUGGCAUUGACUCUGCGGAAGACUCUGUACUGUUCGAGCUAAAGACACAGCUCGACAAGUUUGCCCAGGAACUCCCCAUCGUCGUGGAUGUCCUCCCGGAGGAAAAGGAUGAGAAGCUCGCUGAGGAGAGCAAAAGCAAAGGCAGCAGGCCAAGCUCAAGAAGCAGCAGUGGUUCAGACACGGGCAGUUACUCUGAUCGCAAAAGCGACUCCGACGAGUUCCCAGCUCUACGGGGAGCUCUCCCCGAGCAGAUCACUGUGACGUCUGCGCAGCCACCGUCGGAGCCGGCAUCAGGGACGGCGCAGAGUGGUGAAGCAAAGAAGGUCAAAGACGUCCAGCGUGCCGCGCCCAAGAUUGUUUACCUGGCCGGUCUGAUCUACAGGGCGAAGGUUCGCCGAGGGCUGAUGGAGAUGGAGAAGGCGGUGCUGCCCGACGAGAGCAUCCACCCGCGGGACCUGCAGCGUCUCGGCAUCGCCGAGUAUGGCCAUCCCAGCAUCAUGCGACAGCUCGGGCUCUUCCUCAAGGCCAACGACGCGUAG